Molecule: messenger RNA, 1366 nt
Organism: Paramecium pentaurelia
Lineage: Eukaryota; Ciliophora; Oligohymenophorea; Peniculida; Parameciidae
Source: the annotation of a GenBank genome assembly
AUGUAAAUCGAGUUUGAUUAAUACUUGUCUUUGUUAAAAAAUUUGGAUCAAGAAAAAGAUAAGAAGAUUAGAAAUUUAUAUUCUUAAUUAGAAAUCAAUUAAUCAGAAAUAUCCAAGUGGAAUGAAUCACAGAGCAAACUAUUGAAGUCUUUAAUACAAAUCUAUUGUACUAAUUAAAACAUAACCUAUAUUCAUGUACCUGAUAAUGUUUGGAAUAUAGUAUCAAAAUUGCUUAAUAAAUCUGUUAUGGAUUGCAAAUAACAAUUAGAAAACUCAAAAAAAUUUAUAUUUCAUUAACAAUCAUGGACCAAAAGUGAAGAUGAAGUCUUAAAAGAAAUUUGUAAUUAAUAUUUAUCAGAAAAUAAGCCAUUCAAGUGGAAUGAGAUAGCAAAAGAAUUGUCCUAAAAAUGCAACAAAUCUACAAUAAAGUUGACCAAAUAUGUAAGAGAUAGAUGGAUUAAUUAAUUAAAUCCCUAAAUAUAAAAAGGUCCUUGGGGCGCAAUCGAAGAAUUUAAAUUAAUGAAAACAAUCUUAAAGCACGGAAAAAAUUGGUAAAUGAUUGCUUCUGAAAUGAAAAACCAUAGAACAGAGAGUUCUAUAAAAAAUAGAUACUUUAAAAUUUUAAAAAAGCUUGAAUUAAAAGAGGUUUAAUUAUUAAAUAAAUAAUAAAUUGAGAAUGAACUUUAAACAUUUAACUUAAGUUAAUUUUUUGGAAUUUAAUAGUUAGGUUAACAAGAAAUUAGUUUAAUUUUGUUCUAUUUAAAUGAACUUAAUUAAAAACUAUAAAAAUCAUAAAAUAAUUAGUAUAUAGAUCAAGAAGAAAAUGAUUAAUAAAAACUAGAAAUUCAAGUUGAUAUAAAUAAUACUCAAAAGAGGAAGUUAAAACCAUCACAGAAAUCUAAUAAUUCUCAUGCUACCAAUAUAUUAUAAAAAGUGUUAGAAUAAUAUUAAUAAGAUUAAUGUUUAGAUUAUAAUAAAAUUAAGGAUCAUUUUUAAGAUAUUGUUGCUUAAAAAGGAGAAACUUUAGAAUUAGAUGAGGAACCACUUAGUAAUUCAGAUAAUUUAUCUGAAGUCCAAUUUGCAAUUAUAAAUAAGGAUUCAUAAAAUCUACAAGUAUUUCCUAAAACUCAACUUAAAGCAGUAAUGGAAGUAAUCAAGUAAAAAAAAGAGAUUAAAAAGGAUAGUAAAAAAGAACAAAAAAGAAUUAAAUAAUAAGUUCAUUUAGAUGGACAGCAUAUGGUAAACUAAAAAUAAUAGUUAAAAUAAAAAUAAUAAAUACCUCAAUAAAUUUAAUAAUAAUAGGCAAUUUAACCAUCAUUAAUAAAGAAUGUUAAGGAUUAAUAAAUAAAUUCAUACUAAAAUAUGA